AUGCAAGCACCGAAGAUUUUCAUCACCGGUACAACCGGGUAUCUCGGUGGUACAACUCUUGACUUGCUGUCAAAGACUUUCCCAGCCGCAGAAUACUCUGUUCUGGUGCGAACAAAAGCACAAGCUGACGCCAUCACAUGGGCCUACCCCUUCGUAACGACAAUUCUGGGUGACAUAUCCUCGAAGGACAUUGUGACAGCCGCCGCAGAUGCAGCCGAUAUUGUCAUCGACAUUGCUGGAGACAAUGAAUCGGGCAUUCAUAACAUUUUGUCCGGGCUAGCCGGUAAGCGGGACAAGGGCACGUUGAUCCACGUCUCCGGGAUCACCUGUCUCCUUGACCCAGCCAGUCUCAAUCUAGGCUACGCUGCACCUCGUGUCUACAACGAUGCGGAUGACAAAGCGGAAAUCGUGUCCUUUGGAUCGGAUCGGGAACACGCAGCGCUAGACCAGAGCAUCAUGCGGGCUCCGGAAGAAAUGGGCGUCAAAACAAUCAUUCUGAGCUCUUGCCAAAUCAUGGGCAACGGUUCGGGACCAUGGAAGAAGGAGUCCUUUGGCCACGGAUACGUUAAGACAGUCCUCGGACGUGGAAAAGGUUUUGUGGUCGAGAAGGGCGAGAAUGUGUGGAGUUGGUGCUCUGUCCGGGAUGUCGCUUCCGCCAUCGUCUUCACCCUGGGCAAGGUUAUCAGUGGCUCUCCGGAUAUAGAGUAUGGACAGGAUGGGUAUUACUUUGUCCAAACUGGAGAAGUGAGCUUCAGAGAGCAGGCCCAGGCUGUGGCGACGAAGCUCCAGCAGCUUGGUAAACUGGACACCGACGCCAUCGAUGAGUUGACUGUCCCUCAUGCGACUGAGAUCCAUCCCUACGCCGGCCUUCUAUGGGGGGCAAGCUGUCGUAGCAGAGCUGCUCGUCUGCGGUCUAUUGGAUGGUCACCUCAGGAGACAGACUGGAAACCUCUUAUGGAUGAGACUGUCGUUGCGGUCGCCAGUGUUUGA
Molecule: messenger RNA, 990 nt
Organism: Aspergillus lentulus
Lineage: Eukaryota; Fungi; Ascomycota; Eurotiomycetes; Eurotiales; Aspergillaceae
Cellular component (GO): cytoplasm
Molecular function (GO): aldehyde dehydrogenase (NAD+) activity
Source: RefSeq, a predicted model, not a curated record